Molecule: messenger RNA, 837 nt
Organism: Arachis duranensis
Lineage: Eukaryota; Viridiplantae; Streptophyta; Magnoliopsida; Fabales; Fabaceae
Exons: 2
Coding region: 1-837 (278 amino acids)
Source: RefSeq, a predicted model, not a curated record
AUGGGUGAGAAUAGAGCAAAUACCUUCUCCAAUGUCCCUGAAAGGGACAAAGGAAAAGCUACAAAGUGGGAGGAGUGCAAGGCAAUCACAGUGGAAAGUGAGAAGACUUUGAAGAAGGAAGCCAUCAAUCAGGAAAAACACAACAGAGAAGUUCCACAAGAAGAGAUAGAGGGGAGAAGUGAAGAGGAUCAGACAACCAAGAAGGCACAAAUCUCAAAGGGGGACAAGAACAUCCUUGAACCACAACUACAAGAGAAGAAAGAAAGGGUGAGGCAAUAUGUCCCCAAACUUCCAUACCCUCAGAGAUUCAAAAAAGAAAACGAGGAUAAGCAGUACUCAAAAUUCCUGGACAUAUUCAAGAUACUCAGCAUCAAUAUUCCUUUCUUAGAAGCACUUGAACAGAUGCCAUUGUAUGCCAAAUUUAUGAAGGAAGUGCUGACAAAGAAAAAGUCCCUGAAAGAAGAACAAAUUGUUGAGAUGACAAUGGAAUGUAGUGCUAUUCUCCAAAUAGAGUUGCCAGAGAAGAAAGAUGAUCCUGGGAGUUCUUAUAUACCUUGCACCAUAGGAAACGUAACAAUUGAGAAGUCAUUAUGUGACCUUGGUGCAAGCAUAAAAUUGAUGCCUUUGUCUCUAAUGAGGAAACUCCAAAUUUUUGAGCUGAAAUCUACACGAAUACAUCUUCAAAUGGCUGACAAGUCCAUUCAGCAAGCACUUGGAGUUGUAGAGAAUGUGCUGAUCCUUUCACUUGAACACCUAGAGAUCAUCAAAGAGAAGACCGGAAGAAAGUUCACAGUAAGAGGAGAAAAGCUAAGGCACUAUGACUUUCAGCCUCCAUGA